Diorhabda sublineata is the source of this 2700-nucleotide messenger RNA. Its product is annotated as syntaxin-18. NCBI's taxonomy places the organism in Eukaryota, Metazoa, Arthropoda, Insecta, Coleoptera, Chrysomelidae. The transcript is spliced from 2 exons. Gene Ontology annotation, cellular component: SNARE complex; endoplasmic reticulum. The record is from RefSeq and is a predicted model, not a curated record. Gene Ontology annotation, biological process: retrograde vesicle-mediated transport, Golgi to endoplasmic reticulum. The coding region runs from base 105 to 1040 and encodes 311 amino acids.
GCUAAUUGAAAUGUCACAUAUGACGAAACAUGACGUGUAACUUCAACAUGAACUAACCUUAAAUUUUACAAAAAUUUUGUUCUAAAUUAACUGAUUAAAAAAAGAUGGAUAUUACACCAUUAUUUAAAGCAUCAAUUAAGACAGUACGUACUACGAAUAAAUCUCUUGGCAUCAAAGAUCAAAAAUCUAAUAUUUUAAAAAAUCAUAAAGAUGUUCACAUUACAACUGCAAAAGAUAUAGUUAAAAAGAUAGCACAAUUGGAACAGUUUCUAUUAGACAAUAAAGCAGCAUAUUUAAACGUUAUAAAUUAUUUAUCCACAAAUAAAACUAUGACCGAAAUAGACAGGCAGCAAGUAGAUACCAUGGCUGAAGAAAUAAUAAAUAAUUGCUGUGCAUUAAUAAAUGAUUAUAAAAAGGAAAUAAGUUCUAUACCAAAAACUAAUCAAAGGGAAGAACAUUACCAAAACGUUAUAGAGAGUUUAGAAAGAUAUUUAAAAAAUGUUUCUAAAAUUUACACAGAAGCAAAAGCAGUAAGAGUUAAAAGAGUUAUAGAAACGCACAAGUUAUCAAAAUUAGAAAUGAAACCAACCUAUAAAAAAAAAGAAAAUGACGAUUUGACACAAAAAAUUAAUUCGGACAUUCACAAUGAUGAACUUAAAAUUAAAAAGGAAUUGAGAGUUCCAAGUGUACCUGUUGAUUAUGACAAUCAACUGUCUGCAGAAGAAAUGCAAAUGUUUGAAACAGAAAACGAGCUUCUUUAUAAUGAACUUAAUAGCCUUUCAGACGAAGUUAAACAAAUAGAAAGUAAAGUUGUCCAUAUAGCCGAAUUACAAGAAUUGUUUACUGAAAAAGUUUUACAACAACAGUCAGACAUUGAAAGGAUAGCAACAACUGUUGUAGGUUCAACUGAAAAUAUGAAAGAAGCCAAUGAACAAAUCCGCCAGGCUAUACAGAGAAAUGCUGGUCUUAGGGUAUAUGUAUUAUUCUUUUUGUUAGUAAUGUCCUUUUCAUUAUUAUUUUUGGAUUGGUAUAAUGACUAGAUAGUUUUUUAAGAUUAUUAUAUUUUUAUUGAUUUUAUUUAUAGUUUUGGGGAAAUGAAGAAAAGUUUGUAUGUAUUGUUUAAAUACUUUAAAAGUUUAAUAUAUAAAAAUAAAGUGAGUACUUUAUUGAAUCAAAAAUUUGUGGGUAUUUAAUGAGAUGAGCCCCAUAAUCUGGCUUCCUAGAUUACCUUAUCAACUCUGUCACAAAGGACAAAACCAGAUCAGUUUCUUCUAUUGGUAGUAGGAUGUAGCAGUGAUUGUAACAAUAGAUUUGAAGGAUCUUCUAGUUAGCUAUGUUGCUUGGUGCUAUUCACUAUGAUUCCAUUUUUUACGUAUGAAAUCUUGAGAUCAUUCUAAAAAAUUUGAUGUCACACAUUCAGAAGAUUGAUGCUUAUCAAAUUCAUCAUUGUCAAAAAUAUCAUCACUGUCUGGAGGUUUAGCACAAUUUGAACUAUCUGUAAGUGAUUUUCUUUUCCUACUUAUAUUUUACUUCGAAAUUAUAAUCUUAUUUUAGUCUCCAAGGUGCUAAUCUAGAAGUGAAGUCUUUUAAUUUAUAAAUCCAGACGAGAGGAUUAUAAUCUGUUUCAAUUACAAAUUUUUGGCCUUAUAGAUGUGUUAAGAUUGUCUUGUAAAUAAUCAGUUGAAAUUAUUAAAUUUCUUGCAAUGCAGCAUCAAUACUUUUUUAUGUUUUAUCCAACUUGCUUAUAACAACUACGGCCAACAAAUUUACUAUAAUUAAUUUUUAAAUAAUUUACUUUACAUACUCUGUUUGUCUGUCUUGUCGGAAUUUUACAGUCAAUAUUUACUUACUUUUAUUAAAUUUUACUUCUGAUGGAAAUUAAUGGAUCAAAUGAGAAGUUAAAAAAAUAUCAUUUAGUACUUAACUACUGUAUUAAGACAGUUUUUACAUUUCACUUACAGAUGAGGCAGUAGUAAUUUAUAUGAUUAAAAUUGAAUUAAGCCAAUAAAAAUGAGACGUCUUUUGCACCAGCCUCCAUCCUCAUCCCACGCAGGCCCGCCCGCUCUCACCAACGUCAAAUUCCAUUUAGUUAUUCAUUCAAUGUAAAAAUAUGUUCAUGUAAAUUUCGAGAACUUUUAGCUUCAUCUUCGUUGAAUAAUAAAAGGUAUCUGCAAAUGUUAUAGUAGUACAUAAUAGGGAGGUCAGAAGUGCCAUACUUAUCAACUUGUAAUUGUAAUAUGUAUAAAAUUAAGACUUAGUUUUUAACUUUCAUAUAUUUUUAUCUACUUUAUAGAGUUAUUACAAACCCAAUUCAUUUUUUGAGUUUUUGGGAACAGAAAGUCUGUUAAAUAAUUUGGAUGGUUAACAUACUUUAAAGUGCUUGUAGAUCAUAACCAUAAUGGAAAGCCAGGAGGUAAUGAGGAUUUGCACACUGCUUACAUUACCACUAUACCAUAAUUACACUGUCAAACACGCGUUUCGAUAACCAAGUUAUCGUUUUCAUAGACUGAAGGUGAACUUUGAGGAUGAUAACCUGGUCACAGAAACGUCAAAUAGUGUAAUUGUGAGUGUUGGUAUAGUUGUGGUGUUAAUAGCGUCUUCUGUAUGAAAUUUUUGAAAUAAUUUUCUCUAAUCCAAAUAUUUUUUCCCUCCUUAGUUGAGCAAAUCACAAACUUGAUGUUUGGUCAGUGUCUGUUGGCA